GCUUUUGAGUUUUAAAUGCAUCGGACAAAUGCUUUCUCGUUUUUAUGAUUCUUGAAUUGGGAAACAAUUCUCGUAAUUUUGGAGGCAACUUCGUGUCAAUGAAAUUUAGUGACAGAACUUAUGAAUUGUGAAUGUAUAGCUUCAGCAGUGGCACAAUGGUGUGCGCCUUCGUGAUGUUCGUUUUAAUAUCGUUGAGCGGAAUGAGAUUCCAAGAAAUGCUCCUCGUCAGAUUUCGAUGACCAUAACAAUAACUUACGGGAACGAUGAUCGCUAAUCUGCCGCUGUUGUUCGCCAAUGGCAAUCCGAUACCGCUUUCGAAGAUCAGAGCCGGCGAGCUCGAGAGGUUUAUAACAUUUAUGGUGACAUGUUCCUGGGGUCACGAUACAGCUAAGGAUAUUCGACAGCCUCCAUGGUGGCCCAGCAACGUCGAGUUCACGCAUCCCUUCGUGAGGCCUGCAGCUGUGCCCAACGAUUGGGAGCUCAGGUUGAAAAAUGUUGUCAAAAAAUGCUACGAAUACCACAAGAGUGCAUUUCUGCUGGUCUUUUCAGCGCAACUGUCGCGAUACCCCCGUAACCGUCUUUUGUACGUUGACAACAAGGAUCACACAACAUCCCUUUAUUAUAUACCUAGUAACCGUCUAUUGGUUACAUUCAGAAAUGAGAAUAUAAACUAUGAUAAGGAUGUACAAAUUGAAGACGAAGAGCCUGUGGUGAGAGCUGCAGACAUUUAUUUGUGUGACAAUUGUGAUAGUCAUUUUGAUAAUUUAAACAAUUUACAAGUCCACGAGAGACUGUGUCAUGGUGACAACUCUCCUGCUGGCACGAGUGGUGGUUUACCAGAGUUCUUAGCUGCAUUGAAGUUAAAACAGGCUACAGAUGUUCAAUGCUCAGGGUCUGAACAUAUAGAAUAUGAAGCAAGACCUAAGAACGCUAGGAAUGCUGCAAAUAUUGACCGUGGGCCACCUUAUCCCUUUUCAUCAUUAGCUUACAUUAAAAAUGCUAAAACAUUAGUACAGAGAGAUACAAGUUAUUCAAGGGAGAGAAUUGAACGCUACUGUUGUACUUCCACUCCCCUUAGUAAAAAUGUAGUUAGUAAAAAUAAACAUCAACAAUUCCCUGUAAGAUAUAAGAGGCCUAUAGAUUAUUGGCACAGAAAGCAUGUGUUCCCUGACCAGAGAAAUAAAGAUAUAUUAGAUCUUAAAGCUCAAUUGUGUUUAUUGAAAUGCAGAGUCCUCACUGUUAAUGUUGAAAGAAUGUCUGAAGAAAAAAUAGAAGACUAUAUUCAACAGUGCAAAAAUAAAUUGGAAAGUGAACUACAACAGAAACAAGAAAAAGAUGUUAUAUUUGUGGACAAUAUAGACACUGAUCAAGGAGAAGAUGAAGAAACAAAGAUUGCAGACCCGUUGAGAAGAUCUGAAGUAGAAUGUGAAGUGAUUGACCUUUGUUCUGAUGAUGAGAGCAGUAGUAGUAAUGAGAAUUGUGACCCACGUGCAGGUGUGGCUUGUGUGAUGAGAGGUGGAGCAAUUUUGAGACGAGCAGCUGCAUCGACACCACAAGCACUCCCCGCUGAUCCAUGUGGCGCCAGGCAUCUCCCAGCAGUACUGCAACCUCACCCCAAUCCUCAACCUAUCAUACUCAUAGCCCAUACAUUUAAUAAUCUACAGACUAUAUCUUUAGAGUAAUUUUUAUUGAGUUAUUGUAGUAAGAAAAUGGUGGAACAUCUUAACACAAGAUGGCGUUUUGAAGCAUGAAUAUAAAAUGGCGGAAAACAAGAUGGCGGCGUUUUGGUAUGAAGCUUUGUAUUUAAGUUAUUGUCAUACCUGUUUGAAUUGAUACUCAAAAAUUGAUACAUAGCAGUUAACGUAUUUUAUGUAUUUAAUUUGUUUAUUGUAUAGCUCUAAGGACUAAAAUAAUGCUGAAAAAUAUUUUUCAACCAGUAAAAUGUAAUGAUUUUGUAUUUGUUCUUUAUUUGUUUGAAAUGAAGAUGUACAAAAAGAACUAAUAGUAUAAUAUAACCUCAGGAAUAUCAGAAGCACUAAUUAUAUGGGAUAUAAAUUAUAUGCAUGAACAUUAUGAAAGCAAUAUUGGGUUGCCAAUUCUUAUUUUAAAAAACCUGAUAAUAAUAAUUUAAAAAAAAAACUGUCACUCAUAUGAUGAUGAUCUAUGAAGUUCAAUGUGAGCUACUAGUCCAAAAGUGGGCUUAGUUAAAAAACGAUAUUACGUUCCCUUUUGUCAUACUAGUAUCAAAAUCACUUAGGAACAUCCAUAAACUCAGCAACUGGUAUGUUAUGAUGUCAAUUAUAAGUAUGAAAUCUAUGUUUCACACAUAAAAUCUAUUUUUCUAGUUAAAAACUAGCGCACACAGUUUUUUAUUAUGCCGUAUCAUAGGCCAUAGGGUUGACUCUAUCACAUUAAAAUCGUAUUAAUAUGAAUUUAAAAAACAAAAAGAAUGAUAUUAAAUCAUUUCAUAAAUUCAUAAGUUUAAGAACAUGAAGUCUAGUUGUGGGGUUAUCUGUCGAAUCACAAAAAAGGAAUGCAUGUAAUGUUUCAUGACGACACCGCCAUCAACCGUAUCGCUUCGCUCAAAAAUAAUUAUUGAUGCUGACUUGGACAUUGUUUCUAAGGAUUUUAAAAAAUAUAUAUUUAUUCUUUAUUAGAGCCAUACACCUAUUAGGUUAAGUCUGCUUAAGGAAAUUUUAAAGAAAAAAAUCCAAGUCGUUCUGCCUGGGGUAAUAGUUACUGUAGUAGAAUUAUUUUGUUCCUGCAGUUUGGGUUAUAAAUUAUCGGAGCGGUGAAGCGAAUGUUUCGCUCUCUCUUCCAUUCACGAGCCUUAUGGACGAGCAUAGUGAUGCGCAUUAUUGUUUUUGAUAAGCGAUAUCGAUAGUGUAUUUAGUUUUGUCAUUUUGUGGGUUAGUGAUAAAAAUGAAAGUAAAAAUUUACACUUUGUAACUUUUCGGGAUCUAUUUUCAUUUCAGUGAAAAUUUUUAACACAUUGUUGAUAACAACACGUGGAAAUAUUAUUUUGAAUAAAUUUACCGUUUUGGUACAAAACAAAGGAGUAGCCAUGGUGUCAUUAAAGAAAUUCAGAGAGCGAAUGCAUAAAAACACAUUUCUCUUCGACAACAAAUGACUCAUAUCAUAACAUGUCUCACCACCCUUCGUAUACCGCCCCGCCGCCGUGUACCUGCCUUCGAUGACUCAUUUGUUUUUAUCGAUAAUGGCGUUGCGCCCGCGCAACAUGCUCACCGCCCUAGCCGGGCUAUGUUUUAUGACCCAAACUGCACUGAUAAAAUAAUUCUACUAUAGGGUAAAAAAACACCACACUGAAUACCGCCGACCUUGAAAGGUGAUGUUGAAGUUUCGGUUGCAUUGUUUUUAACUCUGGAUAUUCAUUGUCUGCCACUAUUAUUUUUAUCUGCUACGCAACAUUAUAGUGCUGCCAAAUUCAUAAAAAUGAUGCCAUCUUGUUGAAGGAAACUAACGUGACUGAUUAAUAUUUAUAUCUUGUAGAAAGUGUUUAAAAAUUCCCUAUUUAUUUCUCACGUACAUAGGUUAUUUAUUAGGGGAUUUUGAAACAACUGAAUUGGUGUUAGUAUUAAAAACACGUUUAAGUUUCUCGUAAUGUGGGGUUAUUUAAAUUUUUUAUUAACUUGCAACAUUAUUCAUGUUUUGUGUUCCAAAUACUAUUUAGUGUGCUUAGUAUGAGUUAACUUUCUCGAUAGCGUAAAAGUUAACUCAAUUUUGUAUGGAGUUGGGACGUUUGCCUACGUUUGCCGCUAGGGGCGCUUUUACAACUGCAUACAAAUUUGAGUUAACUUUAACGCGAUCGAGAAGUUGAAAAACUCGCGCUAAGCACACUGAAUAUUGAAAUUCCAAAAUUGAAACACUGUUAUUGCAUAAUUAAACAGCUAUGAUUUUGAAAACGCUUCGCAAUAGAAGACAAUCUUUCUAAAAUAAAUUAAUCUUGAGUAAUAACGUAAGACACUCAUGAGUUCCUAUACGAAUGAUAGGACGGACGUUUCAAUAUUCGGCUUUCGGUCUCAUACCUGAAGGUCGAAAACGUCUUGUCGUUGUGAUAUCCACCGCUUGUCUAUGUGCUCACUUAAAUUCAAAAUGUUUGCGUUAAAGAUAGAUUUAUGUGUUAAAAUUCGCCCAUUUUUAUUUAUUUGGUAAUUAAUACUUUUUGGGUCUUUUUUUUUAUGAAAAACUUCCGUAUUUUUGUUACCGUUAUGAAAACGAAUCACUUGAUUACUGAAAAAUUUAGACUAUAAUAAUAUGUAUACAGUGCAAGCUAUACAGAAGGUUUACUGAUAACCAGAGAACAUGACACAUCUAUAGAUAAAUGACCAGCUUCGGAGAUAUCUAUGCUAUGUAAAAAAAUAGGGGUUCCUAAAUUGUUUAUUUAAAUUGAGAAAUUAAUUAAUUGUUUUUAACAAAUUUAAUUUUAAUUUGAGACUAUAGCUGUACUCAUUAAACCUUCUUUGUGCUGUUGAAUACAAAAAAUCGGUACCUUUUGCUGCCUUUUUUAGUAUUAGUUUUUAAUUUACAAAAAACAAACAUGUUUUGUAUAUAAACAUAUAUACGACAUAUGACUUAGUAAAAUUUGUAAAUAUAAUAUGAUAGUAAAGUUUCAAUCCUCGUUGGAUUAAUGAAUAUUGUUUAAUUUCUUCCAUACGUGCGUAAUGACAUAGUAAAGGUUAACAUGAUUGUAAUUGAUUGGAGUUGAGUCUUGUCCACUGACCUCUUAGCCAGCCAACGGAUGAGAGAGCAUUAGACCCAAAGAAAAUAAUUCAGUAUUUUUACCCAAUAAUAUCUCACCUGAUAAUAUUGAAACUUGACAAAUGUAUUAUUCGAUUUUGUCUGACAGACUUGACAACUGUCAAAUCUAUAAAUCGAGUAUUAUUUUGUCUGAUAAUAAUUAUCAAGUUGUUAAUAGUACUUUGGAAAACGUUAAAUUUGAAGCAUGUAAACAGAAGCAGAACUAAUAUUAGAACAAAAUGCGUACCUAUCAACUGAUUAGGACGAAUGAAGUACCGAACGCCUGUGAAGAUAAUCUAGUUUAUUUUGGUUUUUAAUGGAAAUAUUUUCAGCAGAAUUGAGGAGUGCUCAGUCCCCAUAUGAGAUAACCGUGGUGCCACGGGAACAAGGUUUUUCAAUCGAGAUUAAUCGAUCGAUUAAUCGAUUAAUUUUCAAUCGAAUAAAACUGGCUUAAAAAUCACUAUUAAUUAAUAUGAUUAUUAUAUUACAGAAAAUUUAAUUUGUGAAAAUGCAGAAAUGAAAUAAAUCUGAAAUGUUUAUAUAAAAAAUAUUUUUUUGGUGAUGAAUUCAGCGCUAAUCUAAUUAUAGACUAUAUAUUUCACUUCGAUUCACGAAACUAACUUGUAUAAUAAUCAGAAAAAAAAUCGGUAUGAUUUUGGUUCAAGUAAUUUCAAGUUCAUUAAUUGGAAAACUACCAUUAAGUAAUGGUUAAUUACAGAGCAUAAUGCGACUCAGUGGCGCACAAUGCCGAAUUAUGCUGAAGCUUAGUUGAGCAUUAUGCCGCAUAAUGCGCUCUUGUGCUGUAAUUGGAUAACGGCUGAAGUGAGCGAGAUAGCGGGCGAAAUUAAGUGUAUUUAUUAUCUAUGGCGAAAUGUCUGCUUCUGUUAACACGCUUGCGAUUAUGAAGUAUAUUUUUGAAAAGGUCUUAAGAAGAACUGAUUUAGACAUAAAUGUAUAUUUAAGUUCGUAAAUAAUUUAUCCGUAUUUUUACUAAAAUAAAACGGCGUCACUAAAA
This is a messenger RNA of Bombyx mori (domestic silkworm), 5773 nucleotides long. RefSeq lists its product as uncharacterized. The coding region runs from base 264 to 1682 and encodes 472 amino acids. The record is from RefSeq and is a predicted model, not a curated record. NCBI's taxonomy places the organism in Eukaryota, Metazoa, Arthropoda, Insecta, Lepidoptera, Bombycidae. The transcript is spliced from 2 exons.